Corapipo altera (White-ruffed manakin) is the source of this 2618-nucleotide messenger RNA. RefSeq lists its product as uncharacterized. The record is from RefSeq and is a predicted model, not a curated record. Lineage: Eukaryota; Metazoa; Chordata; Aves; Passeriformes; Pipridae. The coding region runs from base 140 to 2350 and encodes 736 amino acids. The transcript has 2 exons.
CCAUUGUGACACGGGUCCCUGCCCUGAGUGUGGGAAUGUUUAAGGAACAGAGAGCCUUGGAGGUGCCCAGUCCUAAGGAAAUACCUCCCUCAGGACUCAGCAGCUCGCCAGGGCAACCCUGGCAGGUCUGAGGCAGAGGAUGCCAAAGGUAAACAUGGACAAGGAGCAGCUGGCAGCACACAUGAAACAGGCACAUGGCAGGGCUUCAUCAGCUUCCCUGGGAAGGGAUGCAGAUGCGCUGAGAGGCCACUGGGAGCAAACAGCACAGCAGGACGCAGCAAGGCCGUCAGUGUGCAUUGAAUACAGCCUUGGCAGUAUGUCAGGGGGUCACAAGAAGAAGGAGACUGUUGUAAAGCAGGUCAUUGUGUCCUUCAAGAGGAAGCCUCCAGAGGAACUGUGCAGGAACUGCCUGACCCACACCACGUGCAGACAGGCUCCACUUCGGAGAGCCAGCCUGCCACAGCAGCAGGAUGACCUGGAGGACAGGGAGCUCCAGCAGCCAGAGAACGAGGGACAGUGUUUCUCCCGGAGGCAGUCAGAGGUUCUCUAUGGAAGACCUGGGCAGGUGGGUGCCAAGGAUGGAAUGAGACAGCCUAAGAUAGGACGUGACAGGUCCAUGAGCUUUCCAUGGACCACACGACAGCAGCCACAAGUUGUAUAUGUGACGUUCACGAAGGGCACCAUGAGCAAGCAGGAGGCGUUGGAGUGUCUGGAAGCCCAUACUGCCACCAGUGAGCCAGUGGCUUUGGCCGAGGAGGAAGAACGGGAAGAGGGUGUUGACAAAAAGCUGUCCCAGGAGGACAGGUGGGAAGAUACAAUCAGCAGACAACUGGACCUGAAACUAAGCAUGAGUGAAGCAACAGUAGCAGAAACACCUGCAGGACAUACCUACAGAUCUCCUUCCCUCACAGUCAUUGAUGCCCUGGCUCACGAGAGGCGGACGUCCUUCCAGAGGUCACCAAGGGCUCUGCACAGGGCCUCCACUGCCACAGAGAGCAGGAGAAGCAGCAGGAGCAGCCUCUGUCCAGAAGAGAAGGAGAAGCAGCACACAAGAGAUUGCACACCGGCUCCGCUGGACACAACCCAGUACAUCACGGGUGAGGUCGUACACAAGGCUGUAACUGCGAUCCAGGAACCAAGUGAGCAGACAGAAGAGCAACAGGACCUGGAACAAAAUAUGGAUGAGGUGACAAAAGUCACAGCCACAACAGAAGGGACAGAAAGCCCAGCAGAUGCCCCGCACAGCCCCACAGACAAUGCCCCUGUUCUGCUGGACACAGACGAGUACAACAGGACAAAGGUCCUGGGCAAGGGUGUAAUUGCGAUCCAGGGAACCAAGCAACAGCCAGAAGAACUGAGGGACCUGGAAAAAAGUACAGAUGAGGUGACAAGAGCAACAGCCACAGCAGCAGGGGCAGAGAUACGCAGGCACAUACUCCACACAGCCCCACGCAACGCUACAGACGAUGCCCCUGUUCUGCUGGACACAGCUCAGUACAUCAGGACUGAGGUCAUCCGCAAGGCUGUAAUUAUGACCCAGGCACCUGUUCUGCAACUGGAAGAACAGUGGAACCAGGAAGGAAGCAUGGAUGAGGUAAUGGCAGCAACAACCACAACAGCAGAAGUGUCAGAGAGCCCAGUAUAUGCCCCGAACUGCCCCACACCUGAUGCUCCAACUCUACUGGACACAUUCCAGUACAUCAGGAAUGAAGCCCAGGACAAGGCUAUACUAUUAGUCCAGUGUCCUGAACAACAGCCGGAAGAACAGCGAGACCUGGAACAAGGCAUGGAUGAGGUUCUGAGAGCAAUAACCACAGCAGCAGGAGCACAGAGCCCAGCACAUGCCCUGCACAGCCCCGCAGACAAUGCCCCCACUCAGCCAGACACAGACGAGUACAACAGGACAAAGGUCCUGGGCAAGGGUGUAAUUGUGAUCCAGGGAACCAAGCAACAGCCAGAAGAACUGAAGGACCUGAAACAAAGCACAGGAGAGGUGAUGAGAGCAACAGCCACAGCAGCAGAGGCAGAGGUUCUGGCACAUACCCUGCACAGCCCCGCAGGCAAUGAUCCAGCUCUGCUGGACACAACCCAGGACAUCAGGGGUGAGGUCGUGGGCAAGGCUGCUCUAAACAGUUCUCUAAAGAGUUCCAAACAGCUGUCGAAAGUACAGCAGAACCCAGAAAAAGGUGCGAAUAACACGGUGAAAGCAACAGCCACAGCAGCACGGACUGCUCCAACAGCCAGAAGAACAGCAGGACCAGAAAGGAAGUAUGGACGAGGCACAGGCAGGACCAACCUCAUCAGUAGGGCCAGAGAGCCCAGCAAACGCCCCCCAAAGCCCCACAGCUGAAGCUCCAACUCUGCUGGACACAACCCACUACGUCAGGAGUGGGGUCCUGGGCAAGGCCGCUCUUGCAGCCCUGGGACCUGUCCAGCAGACAGAAAAACAGUGGGGCUGGUAAGGAAGCAUGGAUGAAGCAACAGCAUCAGGAAUAGCUGCAUCCAGCUGCCCCAGGGACUUGGCACUACCAGUAUAUCCUUGUCCAUGGCUUCAGGGGACCCACCUAUGAUUUGAUGCGGACACAUUUUGAGGCUAAUAAAAUGUGACGAUUUUCCAA